This is a messenger RNA of Phycodurus eques (leafy seadragon), 2877 nucleotides long. RefSeq names its product rho GTPase-activating protein 6-like. The transcript is spliced from 13 exons. Bases 132 to 2357 code for a protein of 741 amino acids. Gene Ontology annotation, biological process: signal transduction. The record is from RefSeq and is a predicted model, not a curated record. NCBI's taxonomy places the organism in Eukaryota, Metazoa, Chordata, Actinopteri, Syngnathiformes, Syngnathidae.
GUGUGUGUGAGCGUGGCGAGAGGGGUGAUGAGUAGUAGAUCGUCCCUCCAGGCUCUGUUUGGACUUGUGGCAGCAAGAUGAAGCCCUGUUCUUGUGCGCUGUUGCUGGUUUGAUGAUCGUUUAAGACCAACAUGUCCGCUCAGGGACUCCUGAGCAGCGUCUUCUCCUGUUCCCUCAGCCCCAGGACCAUCUCCAAACGUGGACUGAGGCAGACCAAGAGCCUGGACCCGGCACUGAUGAGGCACUAUGGAGCGGAGAGCACGUCCUACCAGGGUGGCUUCACAUGGAACAGCGUGUCAGGACGCUCCGUGGGUCUGAAGCCCGUCCCACUGCAAAGCCUCUCCGAGCUGGAGAGGGUUCGUCUGCAGGACGUUGCCUUCAGGCGACUCCUUCGCAAUUGCAACCUGGGCUGCCACAUCACCAUCCCCAAAUAUGGUCACAAAUACAAGAAGUCGCUCAGGCGUAAGCUGGAUUCCCUUUCUAAGGAGAAGAGUAAAGACAAAGAGGCGGCGCCCCAGGCCUUUAGCAUCCCGCUGGCGCAGGUCAUCUGCAACGACCGCACGCACAAGCAGCGUCACGACGCGCCGCACGAGCAGCACUGCGACCCCACCGAGCUGGUGCUGUCCUUCCUCCACUUCACCUCCACGUUCAAGAGGGCCAACAAGGAGCUGUCGAGCAGCAACUCGUCACUCAGCUCCAACUCGGAGAGUCCCAAUAAGUCGCCGUUUGCUCGAGCGGCCGAUGCAGCUCCACGGACGCGUAGAAGGGGCGGCGUGUCGGUGGACUGCAUCACCGACCUGGACGAUAACCAGUCGCAGCUCUUGGAGGCCCUCCAGCUGUCUCUACCAGUGGAGGCGGCGGGCAAAAACAGGAAGAAGAGGCACGACAAAAAGCUGAGCCUCAACCCCAUGUACCCUCAAGUGCCCAAGGUGGUGGAGCUCUGCUGCCAGCACCUGGAAAACCACGGUUUACAGACUGUGGGAAUCUUCCGUGUGGGGAGUUCCAAAAAGAGGGUGAGGCAGAUGCGUGAAGAGCUAGAUCAGGGAUGGGAGCUACAUUUGGACGAGCAGUACAGCGUUCACGAUGUGGCGGCGUUGCUGAAAGAAUUCCUCCGCGACAUGCCAGACCCUCUGUUGAUGAGAGAGCUCUACACGGCGUUCAUCAACACAACGUUGUUGGAGCGGGCUGAGCAACAGAAGGCCAUCCAGCUCUUGAUGUUCUUGCUUCCUCCCUGCAACUGUGACACGCUGCAGCGCCUCCUCUGCUUGCUCUCCGCCGUGGCCGCGCAUGCCGAAGACAUGCUGGACGUGGACGGACGCAAGAAAGCAGGAAACAAGAUGACCUCAUUAAAUUUAGCCACCAUCCUGGGACCCAAUCUCUUGCGCAAGCAAAAAAACCCCGAGAAGGAGUUUGCAGUCCAGAGUUUAGCCCGCGCCGAGGAGAGCAGCGCCAUCAUCAGCGUACUCCAAAGCAUGAUCAAUGCGUGUGACUCUCUGUUUCUGGUUCCUGCCGAGCUCCAGAAUGAGGUGUUGCUCAGUCUCCUAGAAACCGAUCCUGAUGUUGUGGACUACUUACUGAGGCGGAAGGAUACACAAUACUUCAAUUCAGGCCUAGUCAGACCGCAUCAUUCCUCCAUGAUGGAGAGAUGCUCCUCCAAUGACUCCAUGUCCAGCGGCGAGGCGUCUCCAUACGACAACAGCUCUCCCGUCCUGUCCGAGCGACUCCUGGUCCUGGAGGACGACGAAGCGCUCUCGCACAGCGGCACCGAGCACGCGUCUGAAAGCUCGCCAACUACUGAAGAGGCCUUGGAGGAUCACUUCUGGGACACCUGGCAUCCACUUUUUAGCAAGAAUGUUAUUGACCUUAACAUCAAUGGCUCCCUCGGAGACAUGUCUGAAUGGAAGUCGUUUGGAUCGUCGGAGGGGCUGAGCUGUCACCAAGGUAACAGCCCGACACAAACCUCAUUGGAUGCUUCAGAACGCAGGCCACACCUCCCCGUGGCUCGCGCCAGCAGCAGCGACGGCCCUCGCGACCAGACGGAACCCCGGCAACCAUUACCUUCAUUACAUCGGGUACCCAUCAGCCAAUCCGGAGCCAUCAGCUCGGACGACCCGGCGGACAGGAUGAGACGCCCUGUUGAUCCGAUCCCUACAGAUAGAAGAGAUUGUUUGUUUCGACCUCUCAGUGAGAUGCGUGUUUCUCAUUCCGCACCUUCCAUCAGUCUGACACGCCAAGCCCAGACUCACAGCGGAAACACCAGAACUGCACCAGAACGGACCUCUGGUAAAGCAAACGGCCAUAUAUGGCAGAUCCUGUCGACAAACAAUGGAGAUGCACUGCCUGAAACCCUGGUGUGACGAAUACAUCAAGACUUGCUGAGAUGCUGCCAUUAGCUAACUCUCAGUGGUAGUUCAAAGUGUUUCCCUUAUUGUACUAUAUACUGUGUGUGUGUGUGUGUGUGUGUGUACAGUGCAUAAAUGUAAGAUUAUUAUAUGUUCAUGCAUUUAUCGUCAAUUUAUGUAUGACACGUUUUUUCUCUUUUCUAAAUCAUAAAAUGCAUAAAUGUAUUUUAUAUUUAAUAACUUCAUUCUCACGUAUGAAAGUUAUCAUUAAACAUUUUAAAAACUCAUGUCCCUUGUUAUAGUUAAUAAUUUGGCAUGGGAAACAAUACAAAAAGUCUUGUAUUGCAUAAAAUAUUGCAUUAUAAUUUUGUAGAAAUCCAACUAAAAGACUCACUUGGGUUAAAAAUUCUACAAUGUAUUUUUAAACUAAAAUAUUGAAUGUUGAUGUGCUAAACUUUGUUGUUAACCACAUUUCUAUUCUUUUUAAGUGUUUUUCCAGCUAUUUUUAUGCAUUAAACAAACACAAUAUCCUCAA